CCAACGCUCGCCUCCGUUGCCUACAUACGCCACACUCAGAUUUCAACCUGCUGCAACUAUACAGAUGCGGACACGAAACCGUAAAGUUUUGAAGGACGUCACACCUGGGAAUACCCCGCAGUCGAAGAGGUCCGUGAGGAGCACGGGCAAGUUCAAGGACAAGUGGCUCGGCACUGCCGGGCGCGUCCCCGCACUAGACUUGAAAGCCGUCGACGAGGACGAUGAGCUGCCGCAGCUCUCUGUUUUGCCCACACCCGAAUCCCCUGUUUUCGCUCGUACGGGGCCGGCGAAACAAACUAGGUCCCCGGAACAUGGCACACGAGUCACUCGUACUGCGAGGCAACCUGCGGCACCGAUCCGAAAGGAGGUGUUCUCUCCUCUUCCACCAUCAUCUCCGCCAUCCAUGUCUUCCUUCGAUGAAGAGGCGGAGAACCGUCCACCACCCAAGCCAGAACAUGAGGACGGCAAUGCGGACGGGGAGAAUGAUUUUGUCGAAGACGAGAACGUUGCUAGGCUGGACGGGAGUGCCCGCGAGGACGAGCUUCUCGAAGUCCAAUACGCGAAGUCUCCUUCGUCGGACGACCCAUUUGGCUUCUCUGCGCUUGAGCGACGGUUCAAGAUACAGAGGGAGCUAGAAAGAGAGCAUCGGCGUCGGAGUGCGGGGUUUGCGGUUCCAGCACCCUCGUCAGCAAGCAAAAUGAAGGAGAACACUCACUCUCGCGUGCCGUUCAGCGUACUCGCCACCGCAGGGUCUCCGUCGGAACCAGCGCAUUCCCGCCCACCCACACCAUACCAUCCGAACGACGACCUCGAGGACAUGUAUCUUAACCCCAACCCAGAUCUUUACCUACCCGAAGAGCCAGAAACAUUGGACACUGCGCCCGCUCUCGACCCAGUCUUACCAUCUGAGAGCGAAGAGGCGUACGACCCACUCAGUACCCCACAUCCUCGCCAUGUCGCAAAUAUCCUUCCGCUGGCGUCGCCGUUUUCCUCGCGGGAAGCUACUCCCUGCGAUCGCAGUCUUGUGGACUCGCCACUCUCUAGCCCGUCGCCUGUCAAGCCACUCACUGUCACCCGUACGCUACCUGUGGCCGGCUCAACAACAAAGAAGAAGGAGAUGGGGAGACUUAUCGCUGCUCGUGCCUUCGCUAGCUCGACACCGGCGUCCACACCACUUCCAAGUGCGAGGAAGGUUCCGGUGCAACCCUCGUCGGUGAAGCCGAUGCGCCCUAUGCCCCCGCCUGAAGUGCCGAAAGAGAAAAGGGUGAAGGAAGCGACGAAGAAGAGCGCGCAGCUGGGGAAAAUGAAAGGAAAGGUGAAGGCACAGGAGGAAGAGGAAGAAGAGGUGCAAGACCCGAUGAUGAUCUCGCAGAAACUCGAGAAGCUGCUUCCCAAACGCACAGUUCGUCGGCGAGCCAACGGCACGGCGGCCAUAACCGAGACAUCUCAGCCGCGCAGCAGAGGACGCCCACGCAAAAAGGCGAGCUCGCCGCAGGAGAGCGAAGCAGGGAGUGGUAGCGAGAGUGGCGGCGGUGGCGGCGAGAGCUCGUCCCCGCUUGCGACGCGCAAGCGCAAGGCUCCAGCACGCGCAACUCAUCAGUCGCACCCUGUAAAACGGAUGCGCGUCGAGGUCGUAAUCUCGCGUCCGCCACCACACCUGCGCAAGUCCGGUGAUCCGAGUCCUGUGAGAUCGCGCGCGAAGCCGGCCUCGUCCAAGCCCGCGUCAACGCGCAGGUCUGCGAAGGCGAAAGGCAAAGGGAGGGAGCACGCCGGCCUGCGGAAGGUCGGCGAGGAGGACUCGGUACGUGUCCCCCGUCCGCACGCCUGAGGCUCCUCGGCGUGUAUCCGUUGCUGCUGUUGUCCGUCUGACCCGCCGUCGCAGGACGAAGCGCGGGUGCGGCUCGCACGCAUUGAAUAUUAUCGUAAUCUAGACGCGAACUAUAAGAUGGCGAGGGAAAAUGUGUAUGUUGUAUGAGUAUUAUACCGUAUGUGGGGUCGUAUAUACGCGCGAGUGGGAUCUCGGAAAGGUGUGAAUGUGUCAUCUUGGUUCUUGAUGUGCUGUAUAAAUCAUUAAAUUUCGUUCUUGGAGUCGCUGCUAUCUGCACUUGCGCUGGUGACACUCCUCGAUACCACACCGUGGCCAUGAACGGCAGGUUAGAUGACUUCCUCGUGUGCCCUAGAGAAGCGUGCUGUACAUCAGCAAAAAAAUCGGCAACUUACCUAGCCUGAACAGCCCUGGCAAAG
Phanerochaete carnosa HHB-10118-sp is the source of this 2244-nucleotide messenger RNA. RefSeq lists its product as uncharacterized. The transcript has a single exon. NCBI's taxonomy places the organism in Eukaryota, Fungi, Basidiomycota, Agaricomycetes, Polyporales, Phanerochaetaceae. Bases 698 to 1828 code for a protein of 376 amino acids. The record is from RefSeq and is a predicted model, not a curated record.